CAUUGGAAUGAAACUGCAGAAGAAAUGAAAAGAGUCCUGCUGGAUGAAGACACUGCAUUUCAACAGACUAACAGCAGCAGCAGCAGCAGAAAUAAUAGUCAUAGCACUGCAUUCCAGAAAGAAAUCACGUUGCCUUCAAGACUUGUCUAUUAUCUGAACAAAGACUCUGAAAGUCCAUACCAUAUUUUGGAUACUAGGACAAGGCACCAGCAAAAACACAGUAAGGCUGUGCAUCUGGCUCAGGCGAGUUUCCAAAUUGAAGCCUUUGGCUCAACAUUUAUUCUUGACCUCUCACUGAAUAAUGAUUUAUUAUCCUCUGAUUAUGUGGAGAUUCAUUAUGAAGAUGGAAAACCACAGUAUUCAAAGGGAGGAGAGCACUGUUACUAUCAUGGGACUAUCAGAGGUAUCAGGGACUCCAAAGCUGCACUUUCAACAUGUAAUGGGCUCCAUGGUAUGUUUGAAGACAGUAGUUACAUAUACUUGAUAGAACCUACGGAUUUGAUUCACAGUAUGACUAAUACAGGUAGACCACAUAUUAUCCAGAGAAGAUUAGGAAGAAAUACUUCUAAGCAAUUGGAAGACCCUGGUAAUGACACUACUUCUCAAUGGCCUUUCCUGUCUGAGUUGCCAUGGCUGCGAAGGAGAAGGAGGGCUGCUUUACGUGGUGUAUUUGAAGAAAUGAAAUACCUGGAGCUCAUGAUUGUUAAUGACUAUAAAAUGUUCAAAAAGCAUCGAUCGUCACAUGUCUUUACAAACAACUUUGCAAAAUCUGUGGUAAACCUUGUUGAUGCUAUUUACAAGGAGCAACUGAACACGAGGGUUGUUUUGGUUGCUGUUGAAACCUGGUCGGACAGAGAUCGUAUUACUAUUCGCCCUGACCCGAGGCAGAUGCUUCAUGAUUUUUCCAAAUAUCGGCAGCAUUUCAUCAAACAGCACGCUGAUGCUGUACACCUUCUCUCGAAUGUGACAUUUCAUUACAAAAGAAGUAGUCUGAGCUACUUUGGAGGAAUAUGUUCUGUGGCUAGAGGUGUUGGAGUAAAUGAGUAUGGCCUUCCCUGGGCAAUGGCACAAGAAUUGUCCCAAAGUUUGGCUCAGAAUCUAGGAAUACAGUGGGAACCAGGAUCCAGAAAACAAAGCAGCUCACAAAAAAAAGGCUGUGACUGCACAGAAUCGUGGGGUGGAUGCAUCAUGGAAGAGACAGGUGUCUACCACCCCAGAAAAUUCUCGAAGUGUAGCAUUCUAGAAUACAGAGACUUUCUGUACCGAGGGGGAGGUUCCUGUCUCUUCAACAGACCAACAAAGUUGUUUGACACUACAGAAUGUGGAAAUGGAUAUGUGGAACCAGGAGAAGAUUGUGACUGUGGUUUCCAAAUGGAUUGCUAUGCAAACUGCUGUAAGAAGUGCUCACUUUCCAAUGGAGCUCAUUGCAGUGAUGGCCCUUGUUGUAAUGACACAUGCCUUUUUAUUCCUCGAGGCUCUGAGUGUCGUGAAGCAGUAAAUGAUUGUGAUAUUACAGAGAUUUGUACUGGAGACUCUGGCCAGUGCCCACCAAAUCUUCAUAAGCAAGAUGGGUUUGCUUGUGAAUCAAAUCAGGGGCGUUGCUACAAUGGAGAGUGCAAGAGGAGAGAUAACCAAUGCAAAUACAUCUGGGGACCUAAGGCAUCAGGGUCUCAUAAACACUGUUAUGAAAAACUUAACACAGAAGGUACAAGUAAGGGAAACUGUGGAAAGGAUGGUGAUAGAUGGAUUCCUUGCAACAAACAUGAUGUGUUUUGUGGUUUAUUGCUUUGUGCAAAUCUUGACGGAACUCCACGAAUCGGUCACCUUGAGGGAGAAAUCACUCCAACGUCUUUUUUCCACCAAGGUGUGGUAGUGAAUUGCAGUUGUGCACAUGUACUUUUAGAUGAUGAAACAGACUUAGGCUAUGUAGAAGAUGGAGCUCCAUGUGGUCCUAACAUGAUGUGUAUGGACAGAAGAUGCCUGUCCAUUCAGUCCCUGAACAUAAGCAGCUGCCCUGUUGGUACUAAUGGAAAAGUUUGUUCAGGACAUGGGGUCUGCAGUAAUGAAGCCACAUGCAUGUGUGACAACACUUGGGCAGGGACAGAUUGUAGCAUGUUUGACCCAAGAAAAAGAGAAGAAGCAGAGAAACCCAGUGGGCCAAAGGAAAUGUCAAAAAGAGAAGAUACGAUCCAAAUCAACAAGGUAUCUAAGGAAGCCAUUGGAAGAGCUUUUCUGUUCAACUCUGGAAUUUGGAUAUGGUGGAUUUGUGUAGCAGCUGUGCAAAAAGUACAUCACUGCAGAAGAAAACUGAAGCAAAUGAUUAACUACAAAUUGCAAGCUGAGAUAUUUAUGAAAGGGCUGAAGGAAAGCUGUACUUUUUGGAGAUUCAAGUUCACGAACUCCCUCCACUCAUUUCUCUUUUUUAGGAUGUUAGAGACAAGACAAACGUUAUAAAUGAACUAUUUUGACUUAACUUUUCUUUUUUAAAACAACAACAACAAAGAAUGGAACAAACAAACCAAGUGCAAUAAGAGAACUGUUUCAAAACAUUCAAAUAGGUAAAGAGUUUCUUAAAUGACAACUUGUGUUCGCAUGUCCUUUUAAUAUUACUGACAGACUGCAGUGGCAUGAUAAGCUAACUUUUGAAACGGUAAACUGCAUGGCAUAUACACAGCAAACAAGCUAGCCAGCUGACCCCAAGCAAAAUCUUCAUACCAAGAAGACAGUAAAAACAAAAUAUAACAUAGAAAAAUUAAUUCUGGGUCCUUAAGAAAUUACAUUCCACCAGUGCGACACACAUUAUUCUUUGAGCUCUAUAACACCUUUUCUAAUGUUGUCAUCAUUCCUAAUUUGAUUUUUGGACUAACUUCUCUGGAGUGAAGCAGAUCAUGCCAUGAUGAUGUAUGGUUUUCAGUUUGAAAACAAGACAUUUUUGUCAUUCUCAGAUUCUUCCUUAUUAGUCUGGUGUAACACUUCAUUUAAAGGUUUUGUUCUGUAUGCAAUCUCCUUUAAAUUUUGCUUUCUGUUUAACUUUUUUUUAUAUAGCAUGGUAUAUAGUGGAGGUUUGGGGCUUGCUCUAAAAAGGCAUUCCACAUGCAGACACAGGGAAUUCCAGUAGAAAACAGGCGUGCUUUUAAAAUUUGUAUGCUUGAAACCAAAAAAGACAAAAAACCAUCCAAAACUUAUGUAAAUGCAUAUGUAUGCAAUGAGUUUUCCUCUUUCCAAAUGCAUUAUUUGCUAUCAUGCAGAUAUUUUGUAUAUAUUGUAAGAAGUUGACACCUUCUCAAAUUAAUCACAAAAGUGCCAAGCUUUUAACUUUUUAAUUUUACCAUCUGUUUUCCUUUCUCUAAACACAUUGUAUGAAAGGAAAAAAAGCCUAAAUGAGCCUUAAAUACCCAUAAAUACUGAGAGCUUUUAAUAGGUUAAGGCUUUCCCAUGUAUUAUUUUAUAGUCCCUAGCACCCCCUCACCCUUCAAGUUCACCUUUUUCUUUAUGAUUAACUUGUAAAAUCUAAAUAAUCUUCCCCUCUGAAUUUAUUUCUAUAGUAUUUAUCUUUAAAAGCACAGCCUCGAAUGUUACUUCCUAAACUACUUGUGGUUACUAUCAUGGCUCGGUCUAUUUAGCAAAAUAAGGAGAAUAUCUUCAUCUGUCUGUUAGCACCUCUUCAUGCUUAAACAUGAGAGUGUAUUUAAAUAUACAUUUUUAUCUUACUUAGCCCUCUCUAAUUCUGAGCCCUGAUGAAUUUGGCAAUCUAGGCUUUAUCUAGCUUAAAUGUGAACAGCAGCAAUGAUGACUUCUGUCAGCAUAUUGCAUUGAAUUGUAUGAUGAAUAAAACAUGUCCAUAUGGGUACUCUCUUGCAGAGUGGUUGUGCAUUGCCUUAAUGCUGAUGUCCAAAUCAACAACCCACUGUAUAGCUCCAGCAAUUGCACUCAGAGGUUUUCCAUGCCUGGUGGGAAAUGGUGUUAGUGACAAGUCAUUCUGCAUUAAGGCAGACACAUUAUCUCUUGGCCUGAUCUCAUGCAGCCCUAAACCUAAUUCCAGAAACCUUCUACAACAGAUCAGUUUUUGGUCUCUGUAAGACCAUAAAGCCAAUGUAGUGGAAAGGAAUGAGAGAAAAGGGAGGAGAGAAGUGACCGAGAGAGAAGAGUAGCAGAAACAUAAAUGGGAUGAGUUGAUAUGCUUUUGCCUCUGGUCCCCAUCCACUGAUUGAUAAACUUUCUAAGCAAUCAGCUUUGAGGGAGUGCAACCCUCAAAAAGAGCAAAGUUGCCCACUACUAUUCCUUUCAGGUACAUUACAUCUAGUCAGCAGAACAUAAGUCCAGUAAAUAUUAGCAGUGGAAGCUAUGUCUAGGUUACAAUUGACUUGGGGUAGUACUCCUAAUAAUAAGCUUUUGACCUUAUCACAAAUAUUUUGAUGUCAAUUAAUAUAAUUCAACUAACUCUGUGGAAAAUACAUCUGAAGUAUAGUGAUGCAAAUAUUUCAUUAUUUUCCAAUUACGUAAAUCAGAAGUAUCUUUAAAAAACAAAAACAGAAAAUGCCCAAUGGCACACAGAUGGCAGACUGACCAGUAUGACAGAGCGGUCUUCCCCUCUCUCCUGCAGCCUUUUCUGCCACCUACCCUCCCAAAAAACCCAAACCAAUUCCAGAGCUUCUCUAAGGAUUUGGAGCAGUUUGGGAGGUAGCACAAAAAGCCAUUCUUUCGAAAGAAAGACCUUGAAUCCUAGCCAAUAAAUAAUAAAUAAUAAAUAAAACUUUUAUUUCUAUCCUGCUUUUUUUUUAAAACAGACAAAUUUAAUUUUUAAACAGACAAAUAUUUAAACAGUGAUUGGAUCCUAGCUGUUACAAAACUUCCAUAUCUAUAUGUUUUUGGUGAGGACCAACUUGCCAUUUUUGCCACAGCUGAACCCAUACAGGAAUAACAUAUAAAAUUCCAUUUAACAUAUAAAUAACCAAAAAAACUAAACACAUAUCACACCCUCCCACCCAAACACGUUAAUAUAAAAACCGGAUGUUUUUCUUUGCUUCUUUGGCUUUUUCCCCAAAAUAGCUUUUUUACUCAAGGUCAGUCAUCAUCUAAAUCGCUGGAACUAUUCUCCCGUACUGGCCUUAAGUAAGUCAUACAAGUGUUUGAUUUUGUUGACAUGGUCCAUAUUUAAAGAUACAGUAGUAACACUCUAUUUUCUUUUGUCAAUGACUUCGUAGUUUUCUCCAACUUUUUUAUUUUCUGCCCCUGGCUUGUCCCUAAAUUAAACAAAAAACAAAAACAACAGGUGGGAACACCAGAUUAGACUCAAUCAUGACAAAUGGCAAAGAGCUUUUUAUUUUGGGGGGGGGGGGGUUAUUGCUCAUUACAUUAUACGUCUUAUAAUAUUCUUACAUCUACAUAUUUUUCAGAACCCCAUAAUCCCUUCAUUAUCCAUCAUAUCAAUAUUUACAUUCUUAUGUCUAUUUUAAACAUACUUCCUAUCCCAUAAUAACUGGAACUAUCAUCUUUCUUUCCUUGUGACACUUGUAAUCCUGAAAGAAGUCUUUACCUCCCACGCAUCAAUCUUUACUUAAAUUACAAUAAUAAUUAUUUUAUCAGAUGAUAAUAUAUACUAAAGAGACAUUUAGACAUGUAAACAGUAUGAUAUGAUAUACAGUAUUCAUUCCUCUUUAGUAUAAUAGUAUCCUUCAAAUACUUUGCAGGUGGUCAAACUUCAUCUCCUGUUCCCUUAUCUGUUGGAGUUCCCCAGGGCUCUGUUCUGGGUCCCCUUCUGGUUUCUCUCUACACACUGACCUU
This is a messenger RNA of Sceloporus undulatus (fence lizard), 5784 nucleotides long. RefSeq names its product ADAM metallopeptidase domain 23 (gene ADAM23). Gene Ontology annotation, biological process: proteolysis. Gene Ontology annotation, molecular function: metalloendopeptidase activity. The transcript is spliced from 25 exons. The coding region runs from base 25 to 2454 and encodes 809 amino acids. Gene Ontology annotation, cellular component: presynaptic membrane. Lineage: Eukaryota; Metazoa; Chordata; Lepidosauria; Squamata; Phrynosomatidae. The record is from RefSeq and is a predicted model, not a curated record.